AGGUAUCGGCGCCAGUGCUGAUACGUGCAGCAUAAACUACCACGGCCUGGAGGCCUUCAGUGAGCCAGAGGCGCGUGCUGUGAGGGAUGCCAUCUUGGAAGUCAAAACAGAACUGAAGGGAUACGUGGCGGUGCACAGUUACUCUCAAGUCAUCCUGCUUCCCUGGGCCUACAAGCCUGACGCCCAUCCUAACCUCGUCAACCUGACGGCGAUGGGAGAAGGCAUUGCCAAGGCAAUUCAGGAAGAAGAUGGCACGAUAUUUGACGUUUACGACACUUACACCAACUUUUACCCCGGGUCAGGCUUCAGCAGUGACUGGGCCGUCGUCCAGGGCGUGACGUACUCCAUGACCUUUGAACUGCAGGACAGGGGGCGUUACGGGUUCCUGUACCCCCCUAGCAAGAUCGAGGACGCGGUGACCGAAGUCUGGAAAGGCAUCGAGUUCUUCGGAAAAGAAAUCGCCAGGCAAUCUCAGCAAGGGUAUUUCUCGUAAUAAUAACGAGGGAAAUUUC
Hyalella azteca is the source of this 512-nucleotide messenger RNA. Its product is annotated as carboxypeptidase A4. Bases 212 to 493 code for a protein of 93 amino acids. The transcript is spliced from 5 exons. The record is from RefSeq and is a predicted model, not a curated record. Lineage: Eukaryota; Metazoa; Arthropoda; Malacostraca; Amphipoda; Hyalellidae. Gene Ontology annotation, molecular function: zinc ion binding; metallocarboxypeptidase activity. Gene Ontology annotation, biological process: proteolysis.